Molecule: messenger RNA, 1309 nt
Organism: Nothoprocta perdicaria
Lineage: Eukaryota; Metazoa; Chordata; Aves; Tinamiformes; Tinamidae
Gene: PSMD9
Product: proteasome 26S subunit, non-ATPase 9
Exons: 6
Coding region: 7-639 (210 amino acids)
Biological process (GO): proteasome regulatory particle assembly
Cellular component (GO): cytoplasm; nucleus
Molecular function (GO): protein binding
Source: RefSeq, a predicted model, not a curated record
GCCGCCAUGGCGCAGCCCGGCAGCGGCGGCCGCGCCGUCACGGUGAGCGACGUGCAGCAGCUGGUGCGCAGGAAGGACGAGAUCGAGGCGCAGAUCAAGGCCUACUACGAGGUCCUGGAGGACCAAAAGGGCGUUGGGAUGAACGAGCCGCUCGUGGACGUGGAGGGGUUCCCGCGCGCCGACAUCGACCUCUACCAAGUGCGCACGGCCCGGCACAACAUCAUCUGCCUGCAGAACGACCACAAGGCCCUGAUGAAGGAGGUGGAGGAAGCCCUUCACCAGCUGCACGCCCGGGAGAAGGAGAAGCAGGCCAAGGACGAGGCGGAAGCCCUGGCCGAGGCCCGGAGCCAGGAGCAGGGGCAGCCCCGGCCGUUUGCCCGCGUUAACGAGGUCACACCGGGCUCUCCUGCCAGUCUCUCGGGGCUCCAGGUGGAUGAUGAGAUUGUGGAGUUUGGCUCUGUCAACGCACACAACUUCCAGAACCUGCAGAACAUCGCCACAGUGGUGCAGCACAGCGAGGGGAGACCCCUGAGUGUGACUGUGAUCCGCGGUGGCAAGAAGGUGCACGUGGGGCUGACACCAAAGCGCUGGGCCGGGAAGGGCCUUCUGGGCUGCAAUAUCAUUCCCAUGCAAAGAUGACUCUUGCUUGGAGAACAGUAAAGUUGAAGCUUGUGGCUGCUUUCUGGACUCGGAUCUGAUUUGAAAACUUCCCCUACAGUCUUCGUGUGUUUUGCUGGAACAAAUAUUUCAGGGGCUGUGACCUCCAGGUGCCAAACGCGCCGAGUGUGAAGGAGCUGACAGAGCAGGGCCUGGCCACUGCUCAGAACCACGCUGGUUCGUGAGGAGCAGCAUGCUGAGCUGCAGGAUAUGUCUCCUCAUCCCUUACACCUCGCRUGAAUUCACAAUCAGGCUGCAAAGAUAGGCAAAGUUUUUCAGUUAAUGAAGAUACAGAUUCUUAAAAAAAAAAAAAUGCUGAUUUGUCGGUAACAAAGCAUUUUUUCUUUCCCCUUCUCACUGAACAUCUUGCAAAAGAUGUCAAAAAGUCUUGGAACACUUAAGUUUUCUCUGUAAUAAUAGGUCACAGUCAGGAAACAUGCAAGUUUGAUCUUCUGUGUGUUAUUAUGACUUUUGAAGUUGCUAAGUAUGAAAGAAUUUUCAGAACUCUAAUUAUUUUAAGUUAAUGGGACAAAAAUAGGGGUUAUAAUGCUAUUUUUCUUUACUUUUACUGUUUCCUAUAGUCAUGAGGAUGUAAAAUUAGUCCUAACUUGAUUUUUAAAAGUGAGCUUAUUUACCAUGGAUGGUUUUAUGG